Mesocricetus auratus (golden hamster) is the source of this 2271-nucleotide messenger RNA. RefSeq names its product peroxisomal biogenesis factor 14 (gene Pex14). Bases 376 to 1473 code for a protein of 365 amino acids. Gene Ontology annotation, biological process: protein import into peroxisome matrix, docking. Gene Ontology annotation, cellular component: peroxisomal membrane; peroxisomal importomer complex. The transcript is spliced from 9 exons. Gene Ontology annotation, molecular function: signaling receptor binding. Lineage: Eukaryota; Metazoa; Chordata; Mammalia; Rodentia; Cricetidae. The record is from RefSeq and is a predicted model, not a curated record.
CGCCGGAGGAGAGGCGGGCAAGGCUCGUUGGUGCCCGGCUGCCCCAGUGGGGAGGGCCCGGGCGACUCUGUCUGCCUCUGCCCCUCAGGGGCCAGCGCCUUGGUCCUCAGUCACCUCGCGGCUUCCCCCAGCCCGCUGGAGGCUCGCUCCGAGGACUGCUUCCCUCGCGGUGCGGUGCUAGAGAGUGGACGGGCUGGGACUCGCAGACGCCACCGGGCUUUUUCGGCUGAGGAGCCGACACUCGCCGCUCUGGGUUUGGUUCUCUUGGCCGGGGACUCCCCUCAGAGCUCUUCGCCUGCGGGGUUAACCAAAUCCCGCUUCGGUUGUGGGCCAGCGCGGACGCCUGGCUUGGGCUUCUGCGGUGGGGACGGAGUGAUGCCAAGCUCGUCUCCAGGAGGUGAAAAUGUGGUGCCUCGAGAGCCAUUGAUUGCCACAGCAGUGAAGUUCCUACAGAAUUCCCGGGUCCGGCAGAGCCCACUUGCAACCAGGAGAGCAUUUCUUAAGAAGAAAGGGCUGACAGACGACGAGAUUGACCUGGCUUUCCAGCAGUCGGGCACUGCUACAGAUGAGCCUCCGUCCUUGGGCCUGGCUACGCCAGUGGCUCCUGUCCAGACCCCCCACCUCAUCCCACAGCCAUACAGCCCCGGGAGUUCCCGAUGGCGGGAUUACGGUGCCUUGGCCAUCAUCAUGGCAGGAAUUGCAUUCGGCUUUCACCAGCUCUACAAGAAGUACCUGCUGCCCCUCAUCCUGGGAGGCCGAGAGGACAGGAAGCAGCUGGAGAGGAUGGCAGCGAGUCUCUCCGAACUGAGUGGCAGCGUGGCCCAGACAGUGACUCAGGUACAGACAACGCUGGCUUCUGUUCAAGACCUACUGAGACAGCAGCAGCAGAAGGUCCAAGAGCUGACCCAUGAGCUGGCCACGGCCAAGGCUACCACAUCAACCAACUGGAUCCUGGAGUCCCAGAAUAUCAAUGAGCUCAAGUCGGAAAUCAACUCCCUGAAAGGGCUUCUUUUGAAUCGGAGGCAGUUCCCUCCGUCCCCGUCGGCCCCGAAGAUCCCCUCCUGGCAGAUCCCAGUGAAGUCCCCAUCUCCCUCCAGCCCUGCGGCUGUGAACCACCACAGCAGCAGUGACAUCUCCCCGGUCAGCAACGAAUCCACGUCGUCCUCCCCUGGGAAGGAGAGCCACAGCCCUGAGGGCUCCACAGCCGCCUACCACCUGCUGGGCCCCCAGGAGGAGGGCGCGGGGGUGGUAGACGUCAAGGGCCAGGUGAGGAUGGAGGUGCAGGGUGAGGAGGAGAAGAGGGAGGACAAGGAGGACGAGGAGGACGAGGACGAUGACGUGAGCCAUGUGGAUGAGGAAGACGUCCUUGGGGUACAGAGGGAGGACCGGCGGGGCGGGGAUGGGCAGAUCAACGAGCAGGUGGAGAAGCUGCGGCGGCCAGAGGGAGCCAGCAACGAAAGUGAGCGCGACUAGGCCUGGCACUUGCCGCCCCGCCCGCCUUCCCAGCACCCCAGGACAUCAGUGGCAGGUGGGCAUGGGUGUGGCUCUGCCUCCAUGAGGGUGGCUGGCAACCCAGGUAGGGGUGAGGCUGUCGUCAGACGCAGCAUUUCUGUUCCCCAGCCCCGGUGACUCUGGCUGUCCACAGCCAGGCGAGGACUCCGGAGCCCUGUGCUUAAGCCCCUGCCCACCCUCCUGGACAGGUGACUCGUCCAGGUGUGUCCUCUGAGUAUCUUGACUACCUGACUCGUCCAGGUGUGUCCUCUGAGUAUCUUGACUACCUGACACCAUGCAUGGCCAGAGCUCAUGUCAUCUCCUGCCUCCUGUCACCUCAGUGCAGGGGGAACUGUGGCCCCGGGGUCUUGUCUCCUACUGUGCCCUGGCUUGGCCUGUGGCUUUUUUUUUUUUUUUUUUUUUUUUGCCUGUUCCAAAAGCCAGAGCCCUGGACCUGCUCUUCAUCUGUGGGCCUGCCGGGACCCAGCCACCCUACAACCAGGUCCUGGCUGACAGAUGCUGCCCUUGGGCACCUGUCCCCAGCCCACCUGCCAUGUUGUCCCGGGUACCACACAAGACCACCCUCGCUUGCUGUGUCAUGGUGAGGUGUGAUGUGCUUCUCCGUCCUGCAGUGGAGCCCGGCAGCAGGGCCUUAAGACCAACAGCCACGUCUGUCCUUCCCACAGAGAAACACAUGUUCAUUUAUGUGAUCAUGUAUAGAUUGCAGAAUAUAAGAUAUGACUGUACAUAAUUGUAAUAAAUAUGAGUUGCCAUAUUUAA